Molecule: messenger RNA, 4878 nt
Organism: Micromonas commoda
Lineage: Eukaryota; Viridiplantae; Chlorophyta; Mamiellophyceae; Mamiellales; Mamiellaceae
Gene: PWD3
Product: carbohydrate-binding module family 20 protein
Exons: 1
Coding region: 1-4878 (1625 amino acids)
Biological process (GO): phosphorylation
Molecular function (GO): kinase activity; starch binding; ATP binding
Source: RefSeq, a predicted model, not a curated record
AUGUCGGCGAUGCGACCGCUGGUCGCGCCGGGGCACGCCGCGCCCCGCGUGACGCAGCUCGCGCGCCGGCGUCGACCCGCGGGCGCUGCCCGAGGUAACGAAAUGCACAGUCAGCUUCCCGUCGGGUCGCGACGCGUGGGGUCGGGGCCGAGGCCCGCGCGGCGGGCGAUCGUCGGAACGCACGAGGCGCCGUCUCACGUCGCGAACGUCUCCACCGGGGGCUCGGAUUCCGCGUCGCAGCAGCCCGGGGGCGGCGCCGGCGGGUCGGGAGCCGCGCCGAGUGGCACCACGCUGCUGGUCAGCAUCCACGGAAAGCUCGACUACGGCCUGCAGAUGGGCAUAUCGGGCGACGCGACGGAGUUUGGCAGCUGGAAACCCGAGAAGGCGUACAUCUUGAAGUGGACGGAGGGCGACGUGUGGACCGCGCGGGUCGACAUACCCGCGACGGUCAAGGAGGUCAAGUACAAGCUGCUCACCACGUACAAGGGGAUGGAGUUUGACUGGGAAGAUUUCGGAAACCGAACGCUGGACCUGACGCCCGGCGGGGGCGACGCCAUCUGCAGGAUAUCCGGCGAGUACGGCCAAGCGUUGGACGUACAAAUCUCCCCGAGGCCGACGCCCGGACCGCCGACGACGCCCGCCGCGAGCGCGCAGGGGCAGCCGCUCAACGUCAACAACAUCACGUCGCAGCCCGCGUCGGUGAACAACCAGUCGUCGUCAUCGUCGCCCCCCGGCGCGCACUUUGAGCCCGCGCCGGGCGCGAGGAAGGAGCCGACGCCGGGCACGCCGGGUAAGAGGACGACUCCGGGCGGGAUCAGCCUGGAUCCCCCCGAUUUCUCCAAGGGGAGCUGGCGGUCCUCGUCGAGCGGCGGUUCGAGCGCCGCCAAGGGUUCAAGCGGGCUGGGCGCGUUCUCUCAGUCGUUCAGCGAGCGCGUGGAGCGCGCCAGGGAGGCGGCGCGCGGGGAGAAGACCGCGGCGAAGGCGUCCAAGACGGACGACCUCCCAACGCUGGCGGACAGGUACGCCGAGUGGGACGCGGACCUUCCGUCUGUGACGACUACUCCGCCGACGUCGAGAUCGUCGGCGCAAUCGGAGCUGAGCAUGGCGGCGGAGCAGGCGUCGCAGGGGUUCGCGGCCGCGUUCGGGUUCGAGACGAAGACGGCGGAGCCCGUCCCGGUGAACGCCUACGACAACGCGAACGCCGGUUUGACGCAGGCGAUGGCGGCGUACGAGUCUUACGAGGACAUCCGAAGGCGCCAAUCGAGCCGGAGUCCGUCUUACGACGAGUCGGACGGUGAUUCGUAUUCCAGCUUCAACGACCGAGUCAGCAAGACCCUGGAGCGGCUCACCGGCUUGGCCAACAGGAAGAGCAACAACGCGGCCGGGAGGGACGAGUCCGACAACGGGUACGGAGCGGCGUACGCGGUCGACUCGUGGCAGAGCGCGCCGCCCUCGUCGAAGAACACCAACGGCUGGUCGUCAAACUCCGGAAGCGAAAGCUCGUCAAACUCCGGAAGCUCCUUCUCGGCGACCGACGGAACUAACGGGUGGUCGUCUUCGUCGUACGAACCGUCGGCGCCGCCGCCGAGCAAGGCGGCGACGGCGGCGGAUGAUUACCAACCCGCGUACACGGUGCCCGACGGACGGGGGGGGGAAUCGGUGAGCAGCGGCUCGAGCGGGUCAUCGUACGGCUCGGGAUCGUCGUCGUACGGCUCGGGGAUCUCGUACAACGGCGGAUCGCAGGGCGGGUCGGAGAGCGGGCGGUCGUCCAGCGACUGGUACACCGAGCCGGCGACGGACGGGUACAACGGGUACGGCGGCCAGUCCGCACAGAACGGUUACCAGUCCGCGCAGAACGGUUACCAGUCCGCGCAGAACGGUUACGGCGGCCAGUCCGCGCAGUCCGCCGCUGCGGCGCCUCGGGUUGAUUCGUACGCCUCCAGGGCGUACGAGUACGAGCCCCCGAGGCUGAGUAACUCGGUUCAUUUGCUGCCCGACGGCGCGUGCCGAGACCUCGCCGUGGCCGACGACGCCGCGUCCACCUGGCUCGAGAAACUGGAGAUCGUCUCCGGGAUGAUCGGCACCGGCAACGAGGUCACCGUGGAUAAGAUCGCCGCGUGCUGCAUCUACGUCAGGUGGCUCGGCAACUGCGACGUGGACUGCGGCGAGGACGACGGGCGGCGGGGUCCCGCCGCCGCCUGCGGCGUUGCGCGGGAUAUCUUCGUCAAUCUGGAGACCACCGCCGGCGAGCUGUACAAGCGAGGGACCCGGGUCGGGGAGGUGGAGCGCGCGCUGAUGCGGCAGAUUCAACCUUGGCUCCCGAGCUUCGCGGACGAGUUCGAACGCGGCGGCGCUCCGAUGGCUCGCAUCCGCGGCAUCACGUCCAUGCCCGAGGUUCCCCAGCCGCUCCGCGAGGAGAUUUCCAAAUCCAUCGAGAACAAGCUCGCGAGGAACGCCGGACCGGUGGCGUUGUUCGCCACGGAGGCCAUGCUCAAGACCAUCAAAGAAGAUGCCUACCCCGGUCAGUACCCUCAGAGAUUCGUGGACGAGUUUGUCGCGUUCACGCAGGAGCUCAAGCGGUACUUCAACUGCGCCGGCGCGCUCGACAGGCUCUACGCCAUGGAGGCGCUGGACGACGACCAGAAGCUCAUGGUCGACGAGUUACGGGACGCCAUGUCGCAGCUGACGCGCAGCGCGAGCGCCACGACGACCGCGGGGAGCGGGCUGACCACCCCCGAGGGCGCGGCGGUGUUGAGGGCGCUUCGAGCCACCACGGCGGUUCGCGGCUAUUUCACGUCGCUGCUCUCCACCGCGCUUCGCGAGUCGACGUCCGGCGAGGCGGCCAUGACGCAGCGGCAGCAGUGGAGGAUGGCGGAGGUGUCCCUCGAGGAGCUCGGGUUCGUGCUCCUGACCAGGACGCUCUUCUGCGCCGGGUUCGUCGGCGACGACGACGAGGGUAAGGGUGAGUUUGAGCAGUCGCUCUCGUACGACCCCUCGGUUUGGACCGCGGCGUGUAACUGCGUGUCGCAGGGCCUCAGGCACGUGGCCCUGUCCAUGUGGCGGCCGAUGGAGUGCCACGCGGUGGCCAGGGAGCUCGAGGCGUGGUGCGCGAAGGGGGACGCGAACGGGCAGGGGCCGAUCGGGACCCCCGAGGCGGCGCUCCGAAUGCGAGCCACGCUGGAGCGAGCGCUGCGGCUGCUCCAGGCGCACACGGAGGCGGUGACGAAGGCGUACGGUGAAUCCCCCGCGCUGCUCGGCACCGCGCUCAACGUCCCGAGCUACGUGAGCGACGCCUUUGCCGACACCGCCAUCCGCGGCGGAGUGCCUUUCCAGCUGUCCAGGCUGGUCGAUCCCAUGCGCAGGGCGGCUUCCGUCGCGGCGGGUCUCGGGGAGGGUUCCAAAAAGUCAAUCGUCCUCGGCAAGGGCGUGGGCCGCCUGGUCGAGUGCGACGUGCUGGAGCCCGGCGCGUGCGGCACCGAAGCCGACGGCCCGGUCAUCGCGUUCGUCUGGAACGUCGACGGGAGCGAGGAGGUGACGUGCGCGGGGCGACACGUGCGUGGGAUCAUCGCCGCGAGGGCGUUGAACCCGACUUCGCACCUCGCCGUGCGCGCGAGGCAGGAGGGCGUGCCUCUCACCGCCACGCCAUCCGCGAAGGGCGCCGAGAACGCGGCGAGGGCGGCGCGCGAGUUGAUGGGCGACUGGGUGCAACUCACGGUGAACGACGGCGGCGUGCUCCUCGGGCGGGCGUCCGCGCAGGAGCGCGACGAGGCGAGGUAUAAUGUGCGGGGGCCCAAUGGUCCGAAGCCGCACGCCAGCUGUGCGACGCUCAACCCGCGACUCAUCUCCAACGGCGUCGAGUGCGUCCGACUCGCCGAGGCGGUCGCCGAGCGCGCGGGGCGUAAAGCGGCGACGUGCGGUGACCUCACCCGCAUCGCCGCGCGCCCGGGCAGCGGCUUCACGGCUCUAGACGGCGUCGUGGUGCCGUUCGGCGCGAUGGAGUCGAGGCUUCGCGAACGCGGCCGGUGGUCCGCGUACCAAAACGCAAUCGCCGCGGUGGACGACGCGACCCGCCGAGGGUCCCCGCCGGACAUCGAGCGCGCCUGCGACGCCGUGCGUGAGCUCGUUACAAACGCCGGGUGCUCGCUCGAGCUCGCCGCGACGAUAUGCGCGGGUUUCUUCGAGUCCGGCAAGUUCGGCACCGGGCUCCUCGCCGUUCGAGCGUCGGCCAACGUCGACGACCCGGCGCAGAUGAGCGGGUGCAGCGGGCACUUAAGCGUCGUGGGAGUCCAGGCCAACAGCUGCGCGGCGGUCGCCGAGGCUGUCGCCGCGGUGUGGGCGUCGCUGUUCACCCCGGAGGCUGUGCAAACUCGCGCGGCGGCUGGCGUCGCCGCGUCGGCUGACGCGCACAUGGCGGUCAUCGUGCAGGAGAUGGCGCCGGCGGCGACGUCUUUCGUCCUGCACACCGGGGGCCGGAUCGAGUCGGUAAAGUCGUUGAACCCCGGCGCCCUGCCGGACCCGCGGCUGGAGGUCGAGCUCGCGGUGGGUCUCGGCGAGGCGCUCGCCAGGUCCGGAAGCGGAUCGCGGGGCGACCCGUGGAGGGUGGAGGUUGACCUCGCCACCGGCGACGCGACGACGACGGCGUUCGGCGGCGUCGGCAUGGCCCGCGUGUACCAGCCGCAUCUCGGCCUGAGGGACGAGGCUGUGGACUACAGCAAGCAGGAGCUCAGUUUGGACGCCGGGGCGCGGGAGAGGCUGUGCAGGCGUCUGGCGGCGGUCGGUGCGGCGCUGGAGGCUGAGUUUGGGGGACCGCAAAACGUGGAGGGGUGCCUCGUGGGCGACGACGUGUACGUGUUCCAGUCGAGGCCCCAGCCGCUGUGA